This is a messenger RNA of Trichomonas vaginalis G3, 429 nucleotides long. RefSeq lists its product as uncharacterized. The record is from RefSeq and is a predicted model, not a curated record. The transcript has a single exon. NCBI's taxonomy places the organism in Eukaryota, Parabasalia, Trichomonadida, Trichomonadidae. The coding region runs from base 1 to 429 and encodes 142 amino acids.
AUGAGUGAUAGUGACGAUGAUUUUGGUAUGGAAGGCAAAAAAUCAAGACAUGAAAUGAAAGGAAGGAUGCAAAGGUCUUAUAUGAUGUAUAGUUCCCUUGAACCUGAAGAUCUUGGUGCUUUUGUUUUUCCCCAAAGUAGCAUGCAUGGAAUGAGUCAUAUGGACAGAAUGGAUUUAGGAAAUCAUUCAUCUAUGCAUGAUGCUUACGCUCCAAUGUCUAGAGGUAUCAUGGGAGGAUUAGGAUUAGGAGGAGGCUACUACGGCAGAAGCGAGAAAAGAAGUCAUAAGGGGCAUGGAAAGUAUGCUGAUUGCGACGAUUUCGAAGACGGUGCUGCUAGUUUUUUACCAAAAUCCCAAUCUGCACCAAAUUCUUACGUAAAGAAAACAAGUGUGGAAGAACUAAUUCCAUUUAGCCCAAUCAUUUUUUAA